GAGACAGGCUGAUCGAGGAGGAAGCUCCGAGGAGGAGUACCUAAGUAGACGAGCUAGGGCCGGCAGGACCUCAGAAAAGUUGUCAGGGCGCAACUUUGGUUCUUUCAAGGGUGCUUUGAAUCCGACUAGCGAAUAUGGCGUCGUUUCAGGUGUUUGUAAAGAAUCUGCAAGGGGAGAGCAAGUGUCUGAGAGUUGGGACGCCUUCCGUGACGGGCAGGGAGCUCGUUGGUCUUGUCGAGGAUGCUGAAGGCAUCCCCUCAGUUUUCACUCGCCUUGUGACUGGGACUAGCCAGCUGGACGAUGACAGCAUCCUGUCCGCGGACGACCGUGGCUUGUUUCCUUCCUGCACACUUUUGGCGCGGUUAUUGGGAGGGAAGGGGGGUUUCGGCUCGCUGCUCAGGGGUUCCCAGUCGCAGAAGAAGACGACGAACUUUGACGCCUGCAGAGACAUGAACGGGCGGCGGCUGCGGCAUGUAAAUUCGGAGAAGAAGUUGGUCGAGUGGCAGGAGCAGGCAAAGGACAGGGAGCAGGAGAAGCUGGCCGCAGAGCAGGUGAAGAAAGACGAGCGGGAGCUGAAGCAGAAGGUGGAGAAGGACAACGCCCUGGCGCAGCUGCGGGAGCAGACGGAGGUCAUUCUUGACAAGGUUGAGGACGCAGUCAAAGACGCCAUGAGCUCCAAGGCGGCAGGCAAGCGCAAGGUGGAAGAACCGGAGAGCGUUUCGGUGGUCAAGCGGGUGCGUAUGUUUGGGAUCCUCGAGGAGGAGGACGAAGAGGAAAGCGGUGACGAAGAUGAGGGCCUGGAUAAGGAUGCUACUGUCGGUCCCUCUGGGGUGGCGACGGGGGACGCCGUCGGGCCCUCUCAUGCUACAUCGGAGGCGACUGCAGAGGAUGCCGCUAAGAGGGACGAGAAGACGGAUGUAAUUAGCGGAGAAACUGAAGCCGGGAGUGCGGGUGAUCAGGGGAAUGACACAAAUGCUGGGGCGGAUGUAGAGAAUGCGCAUCGCCCUGCUGUGGCAUCGAAUGAUGGGGAGGCCAAGGAGUACGGACGGCCAUUGGAUUUCAGCAUGUUCGAAUCGGCGCAGGAGAUGGAAGCGUUGGGGUUAGAAAGGCUCAAAGAGGAGCUGCAAGACAGGGGCCUCAAGUGCGGGGGCAGCUUGAGCGAAAGGGCGGCGAGGCUGUUCUUGCUGAAAAGCGUGCCGCUGGAGAAGCUUGACAAGAAGCUAUUCGCAAAAGCACCUUCAAGCAAGAAGGGCACGUAGAUUCGCUUGGAACCGGGGUGCAGAGCAUUUGGUUAGUGAGGAUGACAAUAAUAUACCUAGAGAGUAGAUUCCAAGGUCUUUGUAUGUACAUUGGAAAGUGUUGACGGUUUGCUUGGAUGCCAACCUUGCUGUAGAUUCAGUGCGUUUGCCUCUUUCGCAUAUUCAAUCUUAAAGAGAGACGGUUGCACUAGGCGGAGGCUGUCUGUGCAGUGCUGCAAAAAUGCGGGUAGGCCUAGCGGCCAUGGGUAACAUUGAGUCAUUCAGCUCAUUCUGAUCACGUUCUGUAGGAAUUCAUCAGAUUCGAAAUAGGCCCGUGGCAACCAUUUUAUGGCAUCCAAUAUUGUUGCAAAUUAAUAACCUGCACGUUUUGGCAUGUGGUGCCAUGAC
Messenger RNA from Klebsormidium nitens, 1646 nucleotides. NCBI's taxonomy places the organism in Eukaryota, Viridiplantae, Streptophyta, Klebsormidiophyceae, Klebsormidiales, Klebsormidiaceae. The record is from the annotation of a GenBank genome assembly.